GACAGUUCACCGGACUUGAAGCAGUAUCUCCAAGCUACACUGGAGAUUUUUUCAUUUAUUGUGUCUAGAUAAUUCUCAGUAAUAAAUAGACAAUAAGGAGGAUAUAAUAAUAGUGAAGUUGACUUGAACGAUGGGCCCUAUGCCAGGAUUCAGGGUGCUGGUGUGCCUAGUGUCUAUUCAUCUAAUAGUUGCAUACGGCAAAUCGGACACCGGAGAAAGCUCCUGCGAGACUAAAACAACGUGCGCGACAUGCAUCCGGACACCGCAAUGCGUAUGGUGUGCAGAUACUCUACAACUCAAAUCACAGGAUGCCGAUGGAAAUAGCGACGAGAAAUCUCGCUGCAGGCACCGAACAUUCAUCAGUGAAAAAUGGUGUCGCAGAGAUUUGAUAGUCGAUCAAGACAGCAAAUCGAUAUUGAUCGCUACAGAUGCACCAUUUUCUUCCCAUAAAAAUAAUAUCACCCAGGUCAGGCCUCAACGCAUAAAGAUGUCCUUGCGCGUCCAGGAGGAGCAGCGUGUGCUCGUAUCUUAUCAGCAAGCCAAUAAUUAUCCGGUCGAUCUCUACUUCCUCAUGGAUUUAUCCGCGUCGAUGGAGAAAUACAGAAACGAACUUUCUGCGUUAGGCGCAAAGCUGGCAAACGCCAUGGGCGAUCUUACCUCCAAUUUUCAUCUCGGGUUUGGUAGCUUCAUCGACAAGGUGAUCCUACCUAUGACAAACACGCAGUACGAAUGGUUAAAAUUAUGCAAAUUGAAUGAUGGUAGGACGCCGUGUGCUCCACCCUACGGAUUCAAGCAUCAAAUGUCACUGGACACGAAUGUGUCACGUUUUACGGAACAAGUCAGAAAAGCGGAAAUCUCUGCUAAUCUGGACGUCCCAGAAGGUGGUUUAGAUGCAUUGAUGCAAGCAAUAAUCUGUUGGGAACAUAUCGGUUGGCGUAAGAAUGCGCGUCGCCUUUUGGUAUACUCAGCCGACGCCAAGUAUCACAUAGCUGGCGAUGGCAAGCUAGCAGGAAUCGUUGAACCAAAUGACGAGACGUGUCACCUGGACAAAAACGGCCGCUACACACACGCUGAAAUCCUCGAUUAUCCCUCCAUAACGCAGAUAAAUAAGCAAGUUCAGAAAAACAGUAUUAACGUCAUAUUCGACGUGACCAAGAGUGUGAUAGAUGUCUACAAGGAUUUAAGCCAGCGUAUUAACGGUUCUUCCGUCGCUACCCUCGACAGUGAGACCGUGGUGGACAUCAUACGCAGUCAGUACAAGACACUAACCAAUACCAUCACGAUGUCAAGUAACCACCCCGAAUUCAUCGAAGUCAAAUUUUUCACGCGCUGUAUGAACUCGUCGGCUGAACUCAGGGAGAUUCACGAAUGCCCCGAUGUCCGUGUAAAUCAGCCCGUGCAAUUUGAAGUUGCUAUAAAGGCCAUCAAGUGUCCGGAACGACCGGAAGACUGGCACCAGACGAUCGAGAUCAAGCCACAGGGAGUUGAAGAGAGAGUGAUGAUCGAGAUCGAUCUAAUCUGCGACUGUCCGUGUUCCAAACCUGGCAACACUUACUUCGAGCCUAACUCGCCUCUGUGCAGCAAUCACGGUAACGUCGCUUGUGGUGUUUGCGAAUGCACCCAAGGUUUCACCGGCAAAGACUGCAGUUGUUCAACAAACACCCACGAAGCGAAUGGAGCAUCAACUGCCGGCUGUGUACCUCCAUCCAGCAUCGGCACAAAAGUGGAGCCCUGCAGUGGAAAGAAGCGCGGCAUAUGCAGAUGUGGGAAGUGCGAGUGCCGCCCGGGACCAAGAGAGGGUGAUAAAUAUAUGGGGAAGUUUUGCGAGUCCGACAAUUUCUCGUGCCCGCGUUACAACUUAAAGGUUUGCGGUGGUCCGUCGCGGGGCACGUGCAAACGCGGUGAGUGCGUGUGUGACCCGGAUUGGGAGGGUCCUGAUUGCGGCUGCAGCAAGAAAAAGGAUGCUUGCAUUAACCCCAAUAAUAACCCCAAUAAUGAGGAGUGCAGUGGGUUUGGAGAAUGCAUAUGCGGUACCUGCACGUGCAACACCACGCUCGGAAGAAACGGAAAGUACUGCCAGAACUGUCCGACCUGUCCGAAUCAGUACUGUGAGAAGUUGAAGGAUUGUGUUGAGUGUCUUGUUCACAAAACUGGACCCGCUGUGGUCGGAAAUGGGUGCGAACCAUCAAAGUGCGAAAACAUUGAAGUGGCCGAAGAGGUUGAAGCAAUCGACGAGCUGGAGGAGGAUUCCAAGUUUAAGAAGUGCGUGGUACCCGAUGAUAGUGGUUGCACCUUCGCGUUCAAGUAUGAGUUUGGAGUUUCCCAAAGAGGAGACCAAGGGUUUGACACAGUAAUUGCUGAAAAGACAAAGAAAUGCAGUGCUCGCCCUACGUUCAGCCCGCUAGUCACGGCAGGGGGGGUGAUAUUCCUUACACUCGUCGUUGGGCUGGUGGGUCUUCUUUCGUGGAAAGCAGUGACGAUGUUCCACGAUCAUCGAGAGUACGCCAGGUUCGAAAAGGAACGCGUGUGCGCUACUUAUGAAGGGGGCACAAAUCCAAUCUUCAAGGCCCCAACAUCUACUUUCAAGAAUCCCACCUUCGACUCGGAUCACCAGAAUUAAUAGCCCGGUGUCACAUU
Messenger RNA from Diprion similis, 2637 nucleotides. Its product is annotated as integrin beta-PS-like. Gene Ontology annotation, molecular function: integrin binding. Gene Ontology annotation, biological process: cell-matrix adhesion; integrin-mediated signaling pathway; cell adhesion mediated by integrin. Lineage: Eukaryota; Metazoa; Arthropoda; Insecta; Hymenoptera; Diprionidae. The coding region runs from base 131 to 2620 and encodes 829 amino acids. Gene Ontology annotation, cellular component: cell surface; focal adhesion; integrin complex. The transcript is spliced from 14 exons. The record is from RefSeq and is a predicted model, not a curated record.